Messenger RNA from Dama dama (fallow deer), 1015 nucleotides. It is a transcript of the gene C20H1orf50, whose product is annotated as chromosome 20 C1orf50 homolog. Bases 78 to 692 code for a protein of 204 amino acids. The transcript is spliced from 5 exons. Lineage: Eukaryota; Metazoa; Chordata; Mammalia; Artiodactyla; Cervidae. The record is from RefSeq and is a predicted model, not a curated record.
AGCUCCGCCCACGGGCCUUUUUGCGCAUGCUCUGCAGCCUCGCGGCGCCUGGUUAGUGAGAAGAACAAAGUCCUGUCAUGGAAGAUGCUGCAACGCCCGGGGGGACCCAGGGAGUCACAGAAAACCAAGGAGUUCUUUCGGCGGCAGGUCGGGGAGGAGCCCUGGUGGAGCUCAUCCCGAACCCCGGCGGCCUGGCCCUGGUGAGCCCCUACCACACCCACCGGGCCGGGGACCCUUUAGACCUCGUGGCGCUCGCAGAGCAGGUGCAGAAGGCUAAUGAAUUCAUCAGAGCAAAUGCCACCAACAAGCUGACAGUCAUAGCUGAGCAAAUCGAACAUUUGCAAGAACAAGCCAGGAAGGUGUUGGAGGAUGCUCGCAGAGAUGCUGACUUGCACCAUGUAGCUUGUAAUAUAGUGAAAAAACCUGGCAACAUUUACUACCUUUAUAAACGGGAGAGUGGUCAGCAGUAUUUUUCCAUUAUUUCUCCAGAGGAAUGGGGGAUGAGUCGUCCACAUGACUUCCUUGGUGCCUACAAGCUCCAGCCCGACCUGUCCUGGACUCCGUAUGAGGACAUUGAGAAGCAGGAUGCUAAAAUCAGUGUCGUGAACAAGUUGCUAAACCAGCCAGUGGCUCUGCCUCCAAGCACUGAACCCAGCUUCCAGGAGUUCAGGUCCACUGAGAGUGGACUCUGACAAAGGCUGUUAGGACAUGGACCUGUCACCUCCUUGUUGCCCCAACCUCUGCCUUGGUGGGAGGUAGCAAGAGAGUUAAAGUCGUGUGGGUGAAUCAUGAACUCCUUUGAAGGUGAUCCUGUGUGGAUGGAAACACUGUUGUUCUUACUUUUAGGUGGGAUGGUAGAAUCAUAUCAGUCUCUUGGGAUCCUCUCUGGGUCACCUGUACCCAACCGGUCAGUUUCACAGGACCAGCCAGUGUACUUUGCUUCUCCUUUAUCUCCAUCUGUUCUCUCAUAAGUUAGAGCAUUAAAGAAGGAAAGUUUUCUUCUUCCUGCAAAAAA